This is a messenger RNA of Lolium rigidum, 3248 nucleotides long. Its product is annotated as pentatricopeptide repeat-containing protein At2g37310-like. Gene Ontology annotation, biological process: RNA modification. NCBI's taxonomy places the organism in Eukaryota, Viridiplantae, Streptophyta, Magnoliopsida, Poales, Poaceae. Gene Ontology annotation, molecular function: RNA binding; protein binding. The record is from RefSeq and is a predicted model, not a curated record. The coding region runs from base 1 to 1791 and encodes 596 amino acids. The transcript has a single exon.
AUGAAGCUCCCGUCGUGGCUCACCGCCGUGCCGCCGGACCCUCGCGUCUACGGCAACCUCAUUCAGCUCUGCGCCGACUCCGGCCACCUCGCCGCCGGCCGGCAGCUCCACGCCCGCCUCGUCACCCUCUCCGUGAUCCCCUCCAACUUCCUCGCAUCCAAGCUCAUCUCCCUCUACUCCAGGACCGGACGCCUGCACGACGCCCGCAGGGUGUUCGACGCCAUCCCCCAGCCCAGCCUCUUCGCCUGGAACGCCAUCCUCAUCGCGCUCUCCCUCCACUCGCCCGAUCCCUCCGCGGCGCUGCGCCUCUUCGCGGGCUCCGGCGUAUCCCCCGACGAGGUCACAGUCUCCGCGCUCCUCAAGUCGCUCGCCGCAUCCGGUCCGGGCCUAUCCCCGCUCGUCGCCGGGGAGCUCCACGCCCUCGCGUUCCUGCGUGGGCUCGGUGCAGACCAGUUCGUGUCCAAUGGGCUCAUCACCGCUUACGCCAACGCUGGGGACAUGCGUGCUGCUCGGGUGGUGUUUGAUGAAAUGCCACAUAGGGAUGUCGUGUCCUGGAACUCGCUUAUAUCCGUGUACAGUCGUGGAGGCUGGUACCGGGAGUGUCUGGAGUUGUUCCAUGGGUUGGUGCAGGCUCGUGCUGGUGGCGGCGUUCAGCCAAACAGCGUCACGGUGACAAGCGCGCUGCAUGCUUGUGCCCAGCUCAAGGCCUUUGAUUUCGGGGUUGACGUGCUGCGGAUUGCUAAUGAGAUCAGGCUUGAUAUGGACCUUGCAGCGUGGAACUCGGUAGUAGGGUUUUACGCCAAAUGUGGGCGGUUGCAGCAUGCACGGCAGUUGCUUGAAAGGAUGCCUAAGAAAGAUGCAGUCAGCUACAGCGCGAUGAUUACCGGUUACAUGAACAGUGGGCAUGUCGAUGAGGGAAUGGAUCUUUUCCGGCAAGCAGAUGCUAAAGGCAUCAACACUUGGAAUGCAUUGAUUUCUGGAUUGAUUCAAAAUGGAAGACAAUCUGAUGUUCUCGGAUUGCUGCAUGAGAUGAUGGGUGCUAGCAUACUCCCAAAUGCAGCCACACUCUCGAUCAUCAUGCCUUCACUUCCGCUGUUCUCAACGCUACUGGGAGCAAAGCAAGCUCAUGGUUAUGUGAUCAGAAAUGAUUAUGAUCAGAGCAACCAUGUUGUGAGUGCACUGAUCGAGAAUUACUCAAAAGCUGGAUUUCUUGAUAUAGCCAGGAAGGUGUUUGAAUUGAAUGAGAACAGAACUACGUUUGCCUGGACAUCGAUCAUAUCGGCUGUAGCAGCUCAUGGAGAUGUUACAGAAGCUUUGGCCCUGUUCAAUCAGAUGGUCAGUGCGGGCACUAGACCUGAUAGUGUAACUUUCACUGUUGUGCUUAAUGCAUGUGCUCAUGCAGGUAUGGUAGCCGAAGCUCGUGAACUUUUUCACUCCAUGCAAGCUGUGUUUGGCAUCAGUCCGGUGAUGGAGCAGUACGCUUGCAUGGUUUCUGUGCUCAGCCGUGCUGGUAUGCUUAAGGAUGCGCUUGAGCUUGUAAACAAGAUUCCUUUUGAGCCAAAUGCAAAGGUCUGGGGUGCAUUGUUUAGUGGAGCAGCAGCAGCUGGUGAUGUUGAGCUUGGUCGGUUUGUGUUUGAUCGGCUGUUCAUAAUUGAACCUAAGAACACAGGUAACUACGUUGUGAUGGCUAAUCUGUACUCAAAUGCUGGCAAAUGGGAAGAAGCUGAAAUUAUAAGGAGCAUGCUGUGGGGAGUUGGAUUGGAAAAAGUUCCUGGGUGUAGCUGGAACUGAAGGGAUCUACGGUCUGCUAGUAUUAGUUGCUGCAGAUACAUUGUUAGCAAAGCGGACAGCAUAAACUUAAAUUCAGUUGUUGGUAGAUUAAUUGGGUUGAGUUUAUAUACAAGAGCCUGGUAUCAACCUAGCAGUCUAAUGAAGACAAUUUAUAGUGAUAACGUUCAACAGAUCUAACAGUUGAGGUGUGAUUAUCAAGCUUGAUAGCACAGCAGCCUUUUGGAGUUACCUGACUACAGCAGUCUGCACCCAAUUGUCAAUCAUAUGUUCUGGUGAGAUUUUGUUUCGUCAUCUCCGUUCUGGAUUUAUGUGAUGAUGGGUGUUAGUAUACUCCCAAAUGCACCUACACUCUCGAUCAUAGUGCCUUCAGUUCUGCUGUUCUCAACACUACUGGGAGCAAAGCAAGCUCAUGGUUAUGAUCAGAAAUGAUUAUGAUUAGAGCAACAAUGUCACGAGCGCACUGAUCGAUGCUUACUCAAAUGCUGAAUUUCUUGAUAUAUCCAGGAAGGUGUUUGAACUGAAUGAGAAUACACAUUUGCCUGGACAUCUAUCGUAUCGGCUGUUGCAGCUCAUGGAGAUAUUACAGAGGCUCUGGCCCUGUUCAAUCAGAUGGUCAGUACAAGGCGCUAGGCCUGAUAUUGUAACUUUCACUGUUGUGCUUAAUGCAUGUUCUCAUGUGGGCAAGGUAGCCGAAGCUCAUGAUUUUUUUCACUCCAUGCAAACCGUGUUUGGUAUCAGUCCUGUGAUGGCGCAGUACACUUACAUGGUUUCUGUGCUCAGCCGUGCUGGUAUGCUUAAGGAUGCACUUGAGCUUGUAAACAAGAUGCCUGUUGAGCCAAAUGCAAGGGUCGGGGUGCCUUGUUUAGUGGAGCAGCAGCAGCAGCUGUUGAUUUUGAGCUUGGUCGGUUUGUGUUUGAUCGACUCUUCGUAAUUGAGCCUAAGAACACAGGUAACUAUAUUGUUGGCUAAUCUAUACACAAAUGCGGGAAAAUGGGAAUAAGCUUAAAUCAUAAGGAGCAUGCUGUGGGGAAUUGGAUUGGAGAAAGUUCCUGCUUGUAGAUGGAAUUGAGUAGAUCUAUGGUCUGCUAGGAUUUUUUUUCCGAUAAGGAGUCUGCUAGGAUUAGUUGCCGCAGAUACAUUGUUGGCAAAGCGGGCAGCAUAAACUUAAAUUCGGGGUUGAGUUUAUAUACCAGAGUCUGGCAUCAACCUAGCAGUUUAAUGAUGACAUUCAAUAGAUCUAACAGUUGAGAUGUGAUUAUCAAGCCUCAUAGUGUACCAGCAUUUUGGAGUUACCUGACCACUGUAAUCUGCACCCAAUUGUCAAUCAUAUGUUCUGGUGGGAUAUUGUUUGGUCAUCUCCGUCCUGGGUUUCUCCUGAGGUUUUCGGUCCGCAUUGUCUGUUGAGCACCAUUCCAUCAUCACGGAUUGUAACUUUAUUUUGGAUACUGAAAUAUUCA